Molecule: messenger RNA, 1005 nt
Organism: Echinococcus granulosus
Lineage: Eukaryota; Metazoa; Platyhelminthes; Cestoda; Cyclophyllidea; Taeniidae
Product: Sex-determining transformer protein
Exons: 1
Coding region: 1-1005 (334 amino acids)
Biological process (GO): regulation of transcription by RNA polymerase II
Cellular component (GO): nucleus
Molecular function (GO): DNA-binding transcription factor activity, RNA polymerase II-specific; RNA polymerase II cis-regulatory region sequence-specific DNA binding
Source: RefSeq, a predicted model, not a curated record
AUGGAAGCACAGACGGUAACGACAAAACUCAAUGAAGCGCCUGAACAGUCAAUACAGAUAGAAGGUGGUUACACUUCAGCAUCGUCGGUGAGUCUAGAGACCCUUCUUCGUCGCGUUUCCACGACCACCGUGAACCUUCCACUGCUAGCCACCGCUCUCCUCCAGUCCGCUCUAGCCGCGGCUCUUUCCAAAAGUGCUCUCGAAUUUCUUCAUAUAGCAACACACACAACGCCAUCUGCUGAAUCACCUUUGGAUUUGAGAAUAAUGAAUCCACCAAACCCUCCAGAAAAUCUGGGAAGUUUGGGAACAAGCGAUCCAGAUAUCGCAGAACCACUGCCCCUGAUCAAGCGGCCAAAACUCACUGGCGAGAAGGAACAAAAGUCAUCAGAAACUGCCCAGCAUCCAUUUAUCCUCGUUAAUCCCUAUUUUCUACCAGUGAUCUCAGUGCAAGAUACAGAGACACCGCUGGAUUUUUCAAACCCCACGGAACAUCCCUGCACAUAUCCCGGUUGUAACAAGACAUUUCGUUAUAAUCACGCACUGAUAAACCACUACCGAAUCCAUACAGGUGAGAAGCCUUACUCUUGUGACUACCCUGGCUGUAAACAGGCCUUUGCGAGGCAAUCAAACCUCCUGACCCAUCGAAUGAUCCAUCUAAAUCGAGCGAUGCGCAAGACUUUUGCGUGCACGGUACCGGGAUGCGAGAAGAAUUUCCUAAAGAAAACCAACCUUGACGAUCACAUGAACUUGCACCUGAAUAAAAGGCCCUACAGUUGCGACUAUCCUAAUUGUGGAAAGUCCUUUCGAUGUCGAAGUAACCUGAGUGGACACAAGCGAGUGCAUGCGAGGGAGGCGGAAAAGGAGAAGACGAAUAGACCCUCGCCGUUGGAGAGGAAGAUCGACACAAUUCUGGCCAAGGCACGUGCCAGUGUUGCCAAUCAAUGUGUGAUGGAGGAGAGGAAUGGGGUGGAGGAAAGGAAGAGCGGAGAAAUUACACCUCAGUAG